This is a messenger RNA of Bombyx mandarina (wild silkworm), 4525 nucleotides long. It is a transcript of the gene Vps11, whose product is annotated as vacuolar protein sorting 11. Gene Ontology annotation, biological process: endosome organization; intracellular protein transport; vacuole organization. Gene Ontology annotation, molecular function: protein binding; protein-macromolecule adaptor activity. The record is from RefSeq and is a predicted model, not a curated record. Lineage: Eukaryota; Metazoa; Arthropoda; Insecta; Lepidoptera; Bombycidae. Gene Ontology annotation, cellular component: endosome; HOPS complex.
UCUAUGGCAAACUGAAGAUUUUGUGAAAACAAAAUAAUUGUAAAUUUUGUUAAUAAUUAAAACACAAGAGCAUCUUAAUGUACUGUUCUUUUAAAUCAGAGAAUAAAAAGCUUAGCAGCAAUGAACUAGCUUUCGUAUAAAAGUGUCUACCGAUCUAAACAAUGGCGUUUUUAGAGUGGCGAAGAUUUACUUUUUUUGAUGUUCAAAACGGUGCUGACAACGGGAAGAUCGCAGAGUGCCUUCAAGAUACAAAUGUAACAGUUGCGACCAGUGGUAAUGGUCAAGUUGUACUGUGCGAUGACACAGGGUGGGCCCAUUUGAUUUCUAGGUUGUGGGCGAUCACUUCGUUCAAAGCUUAUGAAAUAACUAUAACACAAGCUCAGCAGUUACCACAUGAUCCUUAUCUAGUUACUAUAGGGGAUGAUGAGCCAGGUGUGAAUCCCCUUAUAAAAGUAUGGGACUUGUCUCGCACUGAUAGACAUGGAAAUCCUAUAUGCGUACGUGUUUCGAGAGCCGUUCCAUCACAUAUGCGACCUAUGCAUGUCACAGCCCUGGCUGUUCACGAAAACAAAAAUCUGCUGGCUGUAGGAUUCCAAGAUGGUUCAGUGGCCUUAUACAGAGGAGACAUAGCCAGGCAACGUAGCGGCAAGAUGAGGACACUUGCUGAAACCGGCUCCAGCCCCAUCACCGGUCUUGCCUUCAAAGGAGCCGAGAAACUGUUCGUGGUGUCUCGCGUGUCUGUGAUGCUGGUUUGGCUGAGCACAGACAGAUGCGAGUCCCUGGACCCGAUGGGGGCGGCGCCCGGAUGUAGCGUUUUGGCGGACAAGCAUCGACUCACAGUAGCCACUAACAAGGCGAUAUACUGCUACACGACCGAAGGUAGAGGCCCGUGCUACGCGCUCGAAGGUGACAAAGUCGCGCUGAACUGUUUCCGCAGCUACCUGGUCAUCACGGCCAACGAGCCCGCGGCCAAACCCGGGGCGACGACCAGUACGGCCCCGGCCGCGCGCUCGCACCACAUCACGAUACUCGACAUACAGAACAAGUUUAUCGUUUUCUCGAAGACGUUCGACGAAAUCGACGCGGUCAUAACGGAAUGGGGCUCGUUCUAUUUGCUCACGAAGAAGAAGGAGCUGAUCUAUCUGAACGAGAAGGACCUGCAGUCGAAGUUGUCGUCGCUGUUCAAGAAAAAUCUCUACGACGUCGCUAUAAGGAUAGCGAGCAGCCAACAUUACGACGUCGAAGGUCUCACCGAGAUCUACAAGCAGUAUGGGGAUCACUUGUACAGCAAGGGCGAUUUGAAAGGAGCCAUAGAUCAAUACGUAAAAACUAUAGGCUGGUUAGAGACUUCGUACGUCAUUCGCAAGUACCUGGAAUCCCGUCACUUGGAGCCUCUGAUCAUAUACCUCGAAGCCCUACAUAAGAAGGGCUUCGCCACCGAAGACCACACCACAUUACUGCUGACCUGCUACGUGAAGAUUGACCAGCACGACCAACAGGGCAAGCUGAAGGAAUUUAUCAACACUAAAGAUAAGACGAUAGAUUUUGAUGUGGAUGUGGCUAUAAAGGUGGUGCGUCAAGUAAGCGUGGACGACGCUCUGUCGUUAGCGGCCAUACACAAGCGCCACGACUGCUACCUUCAAAUAGUGAUCGAAGACAAGAAGGACUUCAAGCAGGCCCUGGACUACAUCGUGGAGCUGGAGUUCGAGGACGCCGACGCGUACAUGAAGAAGUACGGGCACAGGCUGAUACAGCACGAACCUGAAGAUAGCACGAAGCUGCUCAAACUACUGUGCACGGACUACAAGCCCCGCAGCAAGCCGCUGGUGGACGAGACGUCGCUGUCCGGGGGCCACAGGGAGCCGGACCGGGCGGCACCGGACGACUACAUACACAUGUUCCUGAGCAACUCGGCUAAACUCAUAGAGUUCUUGGAGCACAUGGUCGCCCAUAACCCGGAGUGUUCCAAACUAGUUUACGACGCACUCAUUGAGCACUAUAUACAUGUCUGGGUGAAAUCGCCUGAGAGCGAGAAGAAGGAAUACGAAGAGAAAGUUCUACGAAUACUCAGAGACCCCGAGGCCAAUUACGAUAGAGAUCAAACACUGAUCAUUUGUCAGACUUUGGGCUUCAAACCGGGAGUGCUGUAUAUGUACGAGGAGAAUAAAUUAUGGCGGUCGCAGGUGUCGCUGUACCUGCGGGAGGGGCAGGCGGAGGCGGCGCUGGCGGUGUGUCGGCGCCGCGCCGCGCUGUGCCCCGCGCUGUGGCUGGACGUGCUGUGGCACCCGCCGCCCGCCGCCUGCCUGCCCGAGCUGCUGCACGUCAUAGAUACGGAAAAGCUGCUGUCGCGGACUCUGGUCGUGGACUGCUUGGCCAGCCACUCCGCGUACACUCUCGGAGACGUGAGGAAAUACCUGAUGGACAUACUGAAGAACGAGAACGAGGUGAUAGCGCGCGAGCAGGAGCUGGCUCGCAAGUACCGGGGCGAGGGCGAGCGCAUGAAGGCGCACAUACAGCGGAUACAGCGCGAGCCGGUCGUGUUCCAGAGCUCGCGCUGCGCCGCCUGCACCAAGCUGCUGGAGCUGCCCAGCGUGCACUUCCUGUGCCAGCACUCCUUCCACAAGCAUUGCUUCGAGAGUCUGUGCGAGUCGGAGUGCGAGUGCCCGUCGUGCGAGGCGCCGCCCCGCGCGCCGCCCCCCGCGCCCGACUCGCUGCACGCGCGCCUGCUCGCCGAGCCCGACCCUUACUCCGUAGUAUCAGAGUACUACGGACGCGGUCUGUUCAACAAGCUGACCGUCGUUACGGAGAGCGAGGAAGCCGCCCCCGCGCCCGCCUCCGCGCCCGUCCCCGCACCCGCGCCCGCCCCCGCCCCCGCCUAUGGUGCCGGAGCUGAAGCUAAACUCAGGAUGCAGGAAGGACAAAGCAAGCAGUUGUUCGUGCCGAACGCUCCGAAACAGAUAGCCCCUAAAGGCAGCAGCGUGGUGCCGGUCCCCGAGGGCAGGAUGCGCCUCAUGGAGCAGCAGCAGUACAGCAGCAGCCUUGAGGCGAACCUCACCAGGCUCGAGCCCGUGCACACCAAGAAACCGUCGCCCUUCGCCUCGCCGAGGGCCGCGAAGCGAAUAGUCCUCGACCAACCUAAAACCUCGAAACCUCCAGUAACGAAGCUCGAGGGGAGCAACCCCUUCGACGAGCACUACGACGAGUCCAAGAACCCGUUCGCGGACGAACAAGGAGACGACCCGACCAACCCCUUCGCGGGAGACGACGACUACGACUCCAACUAUAAUCCCUUCGCUAAAGACGACUAGACACCGUGUAGACUCCGUGGAGGGUGGGGUGGGUGGCGCCACUUAACACCAGGUGGGCUGUGAGCUCGUCCACCCAUCUAAGCAAUAAAAAAGAAAAAAAGGGUAGUUUGUAGUCAUCGCGACCCUAACGACUGAAAGCAUUCCCAAGUACGAGCAAGUUUGCGCAAAUAUCUCUUUUAACUUAUUUUACUGUAUGCGUUAAAGAUUAAAUAAAUAUUGGCUAUUAAUAUAGCUUUCCUAAAUUCUCCUUAACCCACAUCACGGAAGCUGAUGUAAACUAAUAAGUGUCUCGUAUUUAAAUAAAUAAAAUGGACUGAUUUAAUUAAGCGACCCGCACGCCCUCUGUGUCUCUCGUGGCUGCGACGACACACGUGAUAACUAUAACUAUCAACUUUAUAUACAGGGUGUUAAGGAAUCGUUUGAUUCGUUGAGAUAUGUGUUUCUUUUCAACAGAAAAUCUCAUUUCGAUAAUCUGGUCGUACAAGACAACGCGACGGAUCGAGUUUCGUGUAAAAUUACAAUAAAAAACUAAUUGACACAAUUAUUGUUCAUCACAAGUGAGGCAAAUACUUUUUUUUCAUCACAAAAUCAUAGUGGGGCCCUAGAGUUGGGAGUCGAUCAGACAAUGAUAAUAGUAGCUACUGACUGCUCCUUCUUAUUUGUCUCCACCAUAUCCCCUCAGCUAGGGUAUGGCGCAGUGAUAUUUUUCUUUUCCAUUCUCCUCUAUCAGCCCUCAUCUCAACACCCAAUCCUCUUCCUCUUGUAUUGUGAUUCACACCACUACAUCAACGUCUUUUUCUAUGGAGCUCUUCUCCCUUCACCUUGCAUUACCAUUUCGAAAAGUUCCUACUGACCAAGUAGUUACUGACUGCGUCUGCAGAUUUACAUUGUCUUUUUUUUAUAUCGAUUAUCCUUCUAUUAGUAAUUAUUAUUAAGCGAUAGUUAAAUUAAAUUUAAUUAAAGUUUAUAAUUUAUUCUCAAAAUGGCGCCGUGAGUUUAAUGUUAUUUUUUUUAGAUUUAGACUUAGAAAGUAUUGUGUCUUAUCAUAUAACAAUAUAAUAGGCUAUAGAAAAAGACUGUAAGUAGAAAUGUUCUGCUGUGUUUGAGUAUGGUUGUACAUUUUGCAUUGUAAAUAAGUCUAUGUGAUCAGUGUUUUAUAGUUGAAAAUAUGUAUAUUAAUAUAUUCGAUGCCUGUACUGGAUUUGUAAAUAAAUAAA